Molecule: messenger RNA, 3285 nt
Organism: Lingula anatina
Lineage: Eukaryota; Metazoa; Brachiopoda; Lingulata; Lingulida; Lingulidae
Product: DNA mismatch repair protein Msh2
Biological process (GO): mitotic recombination; mismatch repair
Cellular component (GO): nucleus; MutSalpha complex
Molecular function (GO): ATP binding; mismatched DNA binding; ATP-dependent DNA damage sensor activity
Source: RefSeq, a predicted model, not a curated record
UGUAAAUAGGUCAAGGUUGUGACAUCCUUUCCCGCGAAAUAUUAAAAGACCCAACAUGGCGACGGUGCAAUCAAAACACGAGUUGCAAUUAGACGGAAUACAGGAACAUGGGUUUCUCUCAUACUUGCGUUCUUUACCAGAGAAACCGAAUACAACAAUACGUUUUUUCGACAGAAAUGAUUACUAUACUGUUCAUGGCCCAGAUGCAGUUUUUGCUGCCAAAGAAGUUUUUAAAACAACUGGAGUCAUUAAACAUUUAGGAUCAGGUGCUAACAAGGUGGAGUCAGUGGUGCUGAGUAAGCUGAACUUUGAGUCCACAGUACGAGAUCUGCUGCUGGUGAGACAGUACAGGGUAGAGGUUUACAGGAAUAGGGCAGCUGGCAAGAAUAAUGACUGGAGUUUAGCCUAUAAGGCCUCCCCAGGAAAUUUGACCCAAUUUGAAGAUGUGUUGUUUGGCAGCAAUGACAUGUCUGUAUCAGUUGGGGUUAUUGCAGUGAAAUUAGGGACAGAGAAUGGACAGAGGGUUGUUGGUGUUGGCUAUGGAGAUGCUACGCUCAGAAAGUUUGGUGUCUGUCAGUUCCCAGAGAAUGACCAGUUUUCAAAUUUAGAGGCAUUGAUAGUCCAGUUGGGACCCAAGGAAUGUGUCCUGGCCAGUGGUGAAGGUUCCCCUGAGGUCUCCAGAUUAAAACAAGUCAUUGAGAGGAGUGGGGUGCUAAUCACUGAGAGAAAGAAAGCUGAUUUCUCUACUAAAGAUAAUGUGCAAGAUCUCAACCGUCUACUUAAGUUUAAGAAAGGAGAACAAGCUAACAGUGCAGCACUUGCUGAGAUGGACAAAACACAUGCUAUGGCUGCCGUAUCUGCACUAAUCAAAUACUUGGAGCUCCUGGGUGAUGAGACCAACUUUCAUCAGUUUUCCCUGCAAAGUUUUGACUUGAGCCAGUACAUGAAGCUGGAUGCUGCAGCUGUGAAUGCACUCAAUCUGAUGCCUAGCCCAAAUGAAGGCAGCAACAAAAACCAGAGUGUGUUGGGACUGUUGAACAGGUGUCGCACCCCACAGGGACAGAGACUGCUGGCUCAGUGGGUCAAACAACCUCUUAUUGAUAAAAACAGGAUAGAGGAGAGACUGAAUGUUGUUGAGUCUUUUGUGGAGGACACAGAGCUGAGGCAGACGUUGCAGGAGGAUCAACUGAGGAAGGUUCCAGACUUUCAGAGAUUGGCCAAGAAAUUUCAGAAGAAGAGAGCCAACUUACAGGAUUGCUACAGAGUAUACCAGGCCUUGGAGAAGAUGCCUUACUUACUGGAGGCCCUGGAAAAACACCAAGGCAAGCAUACACCACUGCUCAUGGAGCUGUUUACAAACCCUAUGAAGGAAUUGCUGAUGGAUUUCUCCAAAUUCCAAGAAAUGGUGGAGACUACAAUUGACUUAGACCAGGUAGAGAACCACGAGUUCCUCAUCAAACCUGACUUUGAUGAAGGCCUAGCAGAGCUGCGCGAAAAACUAGAUAAUGUAGAAAAACAAAUCAAGGCACAACUGAACAAGGCUGCCAAGGAUCUGAAUCUGGAGCCCAACAAAGUCCUAAAGCUGGAGUCUAAUUCACAGCUUGGCUAUUUCUUCAGAUUGACUCGGAAGGAGGAAAAGGUGUUGAGGAACAACAAGAAUUACAGAACAAUUGAUACAAACAAAAGCGGUGUUCGCUUUCACAACACCCCCCUACGUCAGCUGAAUGAGGAAUUCAUCGCUCUGAAAGAUGAUUACAAUGAACAGCAGAAGUCUGUGGUAGCAGAGGUGAUUGCUAUUGCAGCUGGUUAUGUGGAACCUAUGAUCCUGCUAAAUGACGUUAUAGCCCACUUGGAUGCCUUGGUCAGUUUUGCCCACGUUUCUGCCAACGCUCCUAUUCCCUACAUCAGGCCUCGCCUUCUGGAUAAAGGUGCUGGCAUAUUGCGUCUUACAGAGGCCAGACAUCCUUGCUUGGAAAUGCAGGAUGAUGUGGCUUUCAUUCCAAAUGAUGCCAUUUUUGAGAAAGAUAAAAAGAUGUUCCAUAUUAUCACGGGACCCAACAUGGGUGGCAAGUCCACUUACAUAAGAUCGGUUGGUGUUAUAGUCCUGAUGGCACAGAUAGGUUGCUUUGUGCCCUGCACGGAAGCGGAGAUCUCCCUGAUGGACUGUAUACUGGCCAGGGUAGGGGCAGGGGACAGCCAGCUCAAAGGAGUGUCCACUUUCAUGGCUGAGAUGUUGGAGACUGCUUCCAUUUUAAGGACAGCCACAGACACCUCCUUGGUGAUAAUUGAUGAGCUAGGCAGAGGAACCUCAACAUAUGAUGGGUUUGGAUUGGCUUGGGCAAUAUCAGAGUACAUAGCCACCAAGAUAGGAGCCUAUUGUCUGUUUGCCACCCACUUCCAUGAGUUGACGGCGUUGUCAGAUGUUGUUCCCACAGUGAACAAUCUCCAUGUUACAGCUCUCACUACCAAUGAUACACUAACACUGCUGUACAGGGUGAAGCCAGGUGUUUGUGACCAGAGCUUUGGGAUCCAUGUCGCAGAGUUGGCACAUUUUCCAAAACAUGUCCUUGAGUUUGCCAGGCAGAAGGCCCAGGAACUUGAAGACUACCAGAGCAUUGAUUUAAAAGGAACAGACCUGGAAGGGGAAGGGGAACCAGCUGUAAAGAAGAGAAAAAUAGCUAAGCAGGAAGGAGAAGAACUGAUAAAAGAAUUCCUCACCAAAGUGAAAGCAUUACCUGUGGCAGACUUGACCCAGGAACAAAUCAGUUGCGAACUUAACAAGUUGAAAGCUGAAUUAGCAGCUAAAGGCAAUCCCUACAUACAGGACCUUAUGGCACGGAGUGUGUGAAUUCCUGCCUUAGGUGGAAGUUAGUCUAAAACGGUGUUUGACUGCCUUAAUAUGUUGAGCAAAAGUCUUAAUUGUACUUACAGUGUUAAGACAGAUGCUGGGAUUAGCCAUGCACUAGUACUUGCCUGUUAUUCUACACAAGUUAAAGUGUUGCAUGAAGAAGGCUUUCUUGUACAUUUAGUUUUAAAAGAAAUUUAAAGAUAAUAGGAUCAAACUUAUUUUGGAAACUUAAUUGCUUUGGAAACUCACAUAUUUUUGACACUAAGGCUUAAGUGAGAAACUUGUUAUGCAUAUCAAUGUUUGUACUACACAUACAUGUACAUACUUGUAGAUAAUUAGUAUACAUUGCUAAUGCAGAUAUUAUGACAUUCACUUUAAUGUUGAAAUUAAGGAUUCAAAUGUUCAUUUGUUGAGCAUUAAAUUGGCAUGUUAUUUGA